AUGUCAUCUACAAAUAAAAGAAUUGCAUUGCCAGCUAGAGUUGAGCCAAAGGUUUUCUUUGCUAAUGAAAGAACAUUUCUUUCUUGGUUGAACUUUACCAUUAUUCUAGGUUCCUUGGGUGUUGGUUUAUUGAAUUUUGGGGAUUCUGUUGGUAGAAUUUCUGCUGGAUUAUUCACUUUCAUUGCCAUGUUAACCAUGGUUUAUGCAUUAGUUACUUAUCACUGGAGAGCCAAGGCAAUUAGAUUAAGAGGUUCUGGACCAUACGAUGACAGAUUUGGACCAACUAUGUUGUGUUUCUUCUUGUUGGUUGCUGUUGUCGUCAACUUUAUUUUAAGAAUAAGAGCUUAA
Messenger RNA from Candida tropicalis MYA-3404, 348 nucleotides. RefSeq lists its product as uncharacterized. The record is from RefSeq and is a predicted model, not a curated record. The coding region runs from base 1 to 348 and encodes 115 amino acids. The transcript has a single exon. Lineage: Eukaryota; Fungi; Ascomycota; Pichiomycetes; Serinales; Debaryomycetaceae. Gene Ontology annotation, cellular component: vacuolar transporter chaperone complex; fungal-type vacuole membrane.